AUGACGAACCAACCAUCGACCGCGACAUCGGGGUACCUCGACGACCUCUCCCCCACCUCUCUACUCUCGCAUCUCCAUCUCCACUCCUCGGCCGGUAGGACACGACACCAGCGUGCGCGCACACAUCGUCGUCGCUCCUCGUCUUCCUCAACACGAUCCGAUGUGGACGACGACGACGACGACGUCGAGAGCGAGAGCGAGAGCGAGGCGAGCGAGGCGGAAUCGAGGGAUAGCUGGGACAGCUACGACAGCGAAGAGGAACGCAGGCUCGCACAGCUCGAGUGGGACGAGGGCAUCCGCCAGCUCCAACUCACCGUACAGGUCCUCCUCUGUCCCUUUUUGGGAAAGUACCUCGGCAGACAGUGGAGCUAUUGGGCGUUCGCGAGGUACAGGCGCUUUGGCGGCCUCACGGCCCGCUUCUUUAGCAUAGACUGGCUCCUCAAACCCGCCACCAACCUCUCGAGCAUCCUGCCAAAGUCGAACUAG
Messenger RNA from Pseudozyma flocculosa PF-1, 486 nucleotides. RefSeq lists its product as uncharacterized. Gene Ontology annotation, cellular component: mitochondrial outer membrane. The coding region runs from base 1 to 486 and encodes 161 amino acids. The record is from RefSeq and is a predicted model, not a curated record. Gene Ontology annotation, biological process: protein insertion into mitochondrial outer membrane; mitochondrial outer membrane translocase complex assembly. Lineage: Eukaryota; Fungi; Basidiomycota; Ustilaginomycetes; Ustilaginales; Ustilaginaceae. The transcript is spliced from 2 exons.